ACGGCACGACGGGAACUGUAGGCUUCGAGUUGUGAGGUGGGGGGAAGAGAAAGAAGCUCAAAUGGCGGCGGCCUUCCCCAGAGCCCCGAAGAAGCCCGAUGAAGCCGGCAGGGCGACGGAAGCGGCCUCGCCGCUGCAGUACAGCCUCCUGCUGGAGUACCUGGUGGGCGAAAAGCGAGGCCCGAGGCCGGAUUUCCCGCCGGGCGUCCUCGGGGGCUUCCCGGCGCCCGUCAAGAGCCCCGAGCAGAAGAUGGUCGAGCGCGCCAUGGAAAGCUGCGCCUUCAAGGCGACGCUGGCCUGUGUCGGCGGUUUCGUCCUGGGAGGUGCCUUUGGCGUGUUCACCGCUGGCAUCGAUACCAACGUGGGCUUUGACCCUAAGGAUCCCUACCGCACGCCGACAGCCAGAGAAGUCUUGAAAGAUAUGGGGCAGCGGGGAAUGUCGUACGCCAAAAACUUUGCCAUCGUGGGUGCAAUGUUCUCUUGCACUGAAUGCCUGGUGGAAUCUUACCGAGGCAAAUCCGAUUGGAAGAACAGCGUCGCCAGCGGAUGCAUCACCGGCGGGGCCAUCGGUUUCAGAGCCGGCCUCAAAGCUGGGGUCCUCGGCUGCGGGGGCUUCGCCGCCUUCUCCGCAGUGAUCGACUACUACUUACGGUAGCAAGCCGAGGCCCCACCAGCAAGGACUUUUCUGACGGCCGCUGUGGAGGACAGCAGGGCCCAGUGGGUGUCUCGAGCCCCCCCACCGGGGCGGGGUUUAUGAACGUUAAACCCACCGAGCGAGAACCCCAAAUCUGCCAAGGUUAGGAGAAGAACCACCACAGAGGAGCCUGUUGCAAGCUCUUGAGUUCUCCUGCUUGGAUCUGGGAAGUGAGCUGCU
Molecule: messenger RNA, 874 nt
Organism: Notechis scutatus (mainland tiger snake)
Lineage: Eukaryota; Metazoa; Chordata; Lepidosauria; Squamata; Elapidae
Gene: TIMM22
Product: translocase of inner mitochondrial membrane 22
Biological process (GO): protein insertion into mitochondrial inner membrane
Cellular component (GO): TIM22 mitochondrial import inner membrane insertion complex
Molecular function (GO): transmembrane protein transporter activity
Source: RefSeq, a predicted model, not a curated record